CGCGCACAAGCAGAGCGCGAAGCCUCCCGCAAAGAACAAUCGUUAUCCGUGGAAUCCUUUUCAGCGACAAGGAAUUAAUUAUUUUUAAUAACAUCUGAAGAUUUUACAGUAAGUUCAAAUAUGUGAGAGUAUCGCAUUUUCAUGCUGAAAAGUGCUGAAGCGUUAGAGCGAAAUUCUGUGGAGAAAGCCAGUUGAAUGGAUAUAAACUUCGUACCUAAAGGCUAUUUUCACAAUAAUGUGAUUUAAAUGUAAAUACGUACGGGGAAAUGUUACAGACUAAAAAACCCCGGUAUUAACAAAGUUUGCUAAUACGCAAGCCAAUAUCUCUCAAUUUUAGAUUUACAUCGCAUAGAUAUAGCCUAUAGGAUGGGCUAUUUGUUGGUGUAGUUUAACAAAUAAAAUUAAAAGUGGGAUACAGACAAAUUUAUUUUUUGGACCAUCGACUAGGCUAUUCUGGAUAUUUGACCUGUAGCCUAUUAUAAUGCCAGUGCUAACUAGUCCGGAUAUUGCCGUAAAGUUUAAAGAGAAAUGGCUGUCUUUACAUCCCGAGGACCGGGACAGCUUUGGCGGCUUGGGAAACCUGGACGACAGUCUCACCAACCUUCAGUGGCUGCAGAACUUUUCCAUCCUCACGGCUCAACCGGAGAGGCACUCCACCUCCGGUCAUCGCCAUUCCCCAAACAUGCACCCGACGGACACGGAGUCCCCUUCCAGCCCUCCCGAAGGGGAUACAGCUGCGUCGGGUGUGCCGCAGACCUUAGGAAACCACAUAACAUCCAGCGCCACGGCUAAUGCGAGCUCCGGCGAUUACCACCAGCAAGCCACAAGGCACGUUUACCACCAUCACGUCAUUCGACAUUCCGAAGAGAUAGACUACAAGACAAACCACCGGGUGAAACCACCUUACUCCUACGCCACACUUAUUUGCAUGGCCAUGCGAGCGAGCAAAAAAACCAAGAUCACCCUGUCCGCCAUCUACAACUGGAUCACGGAGAACUUCUGUUACUACCGACACGCGGAGCCCAGCUGGCAGAACUCCAUUCGCCACAACCUGUCACUCAAUAAGUGCUUCAUGAAGGUGGCCAGAACAAAGGAUGAACCCGGCAAAGGUGGGUUUUGGAAAAUUGACCCUCAGUACGCCGACAUGUUUGUGGACGGGGUGUUUAAGCGCAGGAGGACCCACGUCGCAACUCACACUGCCCCCCAGAGGCGGCAGGGCAAGACGGCACCCCAGCACGGCCGCAGACGCAAGCACACCUCCCAAAAGUGGGUUGCGGGAACCCCCCUGCUGACACCCCAGCCCGAAGGGAGCGAGGCUUCGGAGGGUGUCCUGGACUGGACCUCCGGAUUCGAGGACAUUGUUUCCUGCAGCAGCAGCAGCGGUAACUUCGAAGACCUGGAUAUCAACAUGGCCCUGAAUGCCUUGGGCUGCGGGGUUGAAAUCUCCCUGCAAGGGCACCCCCUGGGGGCUGGGGGGAGGUGGUGCAGUGGGGGAGGGACCCUGGGGGCCGAGCCAGCCUGCAAGUACUCGGAGGUGAGCGACUCUGUGGGGGAACACCUCUGCCUACAGCAAGGCGUGGCCCAAACACACCCACCUUCCCACCCACUGCAGUACAAGGAGCUGACCUCAUUCCCCCAGAAGCAGCCACACCCCUGGGAGGAGUCAAGGGAGGAGCUCCAGCCCAUUGCCUUAGCUACAGACCAGUCCUUCGGCUGCUAUGAGGGGUUCUUCACAGAGACGGUACCCUGGGAGGGGGCAUGGGGUCUUACCUGUGACCUUUGACCUCUCCACAUACCCUGCCCCCUUUCGAAGGUCAGGAGACCUCACAGUUUCUAUUGUGCUAUGUUAGCAUCACAAAC
Molecule: messenger RNA, 1860 nt
Organism: Anguilla anguilla (European eel)
Lineage: Eukaryota; Metazoa; Chordata; Actinopteri; Anguilliformes; Anguillidae
Product: forkhead box protein J1-B-like
Exons: 2
Coding region: 482-1783 (433 amino acids)
Biological process (GO): regulation of DNA-templated transcription
Molecular function (GO): sequence-specific DNA binding; DNA-binding transcription factor activity
Source: RefSeq, a predicted model, not a curated record